GCCGUUUUGGCCACAAGCCACUUCAGGUCACGCGCCCCACCUUCGCCGGCGCCAUCGCCCCUGCAUCUCUGCGCCCCCUGUGCCGCCCCCCCCACGGAAUUCGCGCCCGAAGCCCGCAAUGGCCGCCUCGCGCACGGCCCGCCUCUCCCUGCACGUGCGGCCGGGGGCGCGCGGCGAGGGGGCGUGCGGGGCCUGCAACACGCCGCGGCGCCGGGAGGCGGGCGGCCGCUGGGAGCUGCUGGAGGCUCCCUGCAGCCCAAGUCAGGUGCCGCCGCCGCCGUGCCCUCACCCGGCUCCCCGGCCGCGCCACGUCGCGCCCGCUGCCUGCGCCUCGCCCGGCGGCUACAACUGGCAGGGCGUGCACGAGGAUCGACCUGGAGCGGGGUCUCUAUGCGGGCUCCUACGGGUGGGACAACGCCGCCUAUUGGGCCAUAUCCGAGCACAAGGCGGGCAUCGACCUGACCGAGUGGUACAAGACGCGCACGGACGCCGAGUUCUACCUGCCAGAGUUCAAGGACCUCGUCGACGACCCAGAGACGCAGAAGGACUGGGGCAACAUCGCCACGUUUGACCCCAUGGGCAUGUAUUCGCACCCACCGACCAUAGCCGCGUGCCAGGCGCGGCUGGACAUCACCGAGCUGAAGGAUCUGCCAGUGGACGGCGAGGUGGUGCUUGACAGCAAGGAGAUUGUGACCAACAAGUGUGCGGUAUACUACGCGUGGAAUUUGCCCUUCCUGUCCUCAAAGCUGGACAUGGGCGAGCAGGAUUUGCGAAACGCGCUCUACAAGUAUUCCAAGGAUGAGCGUCUGCUGGACCCCAAGGUGCGCACGUACAUCCCGGCGGUGGGAGGUUGCACCAUCUACACGUUCGGCGAUGCCCGCAAGCUCCGCGAUCCAAAGACCGAAGUCGUCGUGCGCGUCCACGACGAAUGCAUCGGAUCCGAUGUCUUCGGCAGCGAUAUCUGCAGCUGCCGGCCCUACCUCAUUUUUGCGCUUCGCCAGGCCGUUGAGUGCGCCCAGCGCGGAGGUGUUGGCGUCGUGGUCUACUUCCGCAAGGAGGGGCGAAGUCUCGGAGAGGUUAUCAAGUUCCGUGUGUACAAUGCACGCAUCAACCAGGAUGGAGGAGACCGGUCCGACACGUACUUCCACCACACGGAGUCCAUCGCGGGGAUCCGCGACGCGCGCUUUCAGAUCAUGAUGCCGGACGUGCUGAAUUGGAUGGGCAUCCGCCGGAUCGACUGGCUGUGCUCCAUGAGCAACGAGAAGUACGAGGCCAUCACGGGCGCGGGCAUCACCGUGAUGCAGCGCGUGGACCUCCCAGAUGACUACAUCAAGGAGAGCAUGAAGGUGGAGCUGGACGCCAAGAUCGCCAGCGGGUACCACUGGGGAGACCGCGGCACGACGGGCGCGGCAGGGCUGGAGCAGCUGGUGGAGGUUCGCCGGCAGUGCGUCAAGCUGUAUGAGCUUGGGAAGAGGGGCAGCCUGAACUUCUUCACCGUCGACGAGUCCAAGCUGCCCGUCGCCGUGGCGGCGACGGAGGAAGUCAUCCGGCGCCGCUACCCAACACUGCAGGUGCCGCCGCACUCGCGCCUGCGCCACUUCCCCGACGGCAGGCUGCAGGGCCUCCUGGCGAGCUGGAAGUGCGACAGGGUCGAGAAGGCGCGCAGGCUGGUCGACCUGAUCACGGUCUCGGCGCUCACGGAUGCGGGCGCUGGCGCGUCCUGGCAGUACCUGGCCGCCGGAGGCGAGGUGUACAAGGCCAGCGAGGGCCUCGCCAUGGCCUCGCUGGACAUGUUCCUGGACGGCGCCCUGUCCUCGGACCCAGCGAUGAAGUGCCGGGCCAACUCGCAGGCGCUGAAGAGCCUCUCGGAGGAGGCCGUCGCGCGUGCCUUCCAGGUGUCGCGGGCCAACCCACUGAUCGGCGUUGCGGGCCGCACCAGGGUGCUGCAGGGCCUCGGCGAGGCGCUCGAGGCGCACCCCGACUUCUUCGGCGCGGAGGUGCCCCGGCCGGGCCACAUCGUGGACUACCUGCUGGAGCGGUCCACGGGGAGCCAGGUGGCCCUGGAGCACCUCUGGCGUGUCUGCUCGGAGGGCCUGCGCGGGGUGUGGCCGGUGCAGCCCAACGGUGUGGCGCGGGGCGACGUGUGGACGCACUCGGGGCUGCAGGUCGCGGGCAGGCCCGGGGGUGACGUCGUGCCUUUCCACAAGCUGACGCAGUGGUUGGUCUACUCCCUGAUCGACGCGCUGCAGGUGAGCCUGGGCCUGGAGGUCACCGGCGCCGAGCAGCUCACCUGCCUGCCAGAGUACCGCAACGGCGGGCUGCUGCUCGACGCGGGCGUCAUCGCGCUCAAGGACCCCGCGUGGCAGUCGCAGCAGGUCAACGUCAGCACGGAGCUGGUGGUCGAGUGGCGGGCUCUCACGGUGGCGCUCGUGGACCGACUCGCCGAGGACUGCUGCGGAGGAAGCUGGGCGUCUCUCCGGAGCAGCUGCCCCUGGCCAGCGUCCUGGAGGGCGGCACGUGGCAGGCGGGCCGCGCGCUGGCGCGGGCGAAGCGGGCGGACGGCUCCCCGCCGAUCUCCAUCCGGCUGGACGGCACCGUCUUCUGAGAGGGCUCGCGGGGGCACCGUCCUGCCUCUAUCCCGGUCGUUUUGAAAUCUGAGGGGGGCGACCAACUCUAUCAUGCGUCAUUCUCAUCCUGGACACGCAACAAAAAAAGUCGCCGUCGCCGUGCUGCCACCUCCCUGCGGCGCGCCGCCGUGUCGAGCCGCGGCACUCCCCGUUUUUGGCCUGCAUUUUUGAAGCCCCCGGCGCUCCGGCUGCCGCGCGCCUCGGAGGUUGUCCGCGCGCGCCGCAGCCGGCUUCGGGACGAGCGCCUCGGAGCCAGGACGGAGCCGGAGCCUCCCCCCCUUUGUGCACUGCAGCUCCGCCACAAGAUCGGGUGGCUGGUCGUUCCGUUCAGGACCUCUUUUUUCCUUGGGCCCCUCGGACGAGGAUCCCAGGAGACUUCUCGGGCGAGAAUGUCUAAUAUAUGCGGCGGCUUCGCUCGCUCAUGCCUCAUCUGCUUGGGGCUCUUGCUGAGCGCCGGACGGCGCGCGAGCGCUGUGGCGCACAGCUGGCCAGCGCCGAGGGCAGCGCCGCGUACCUGCGCGCGCAGGCGGUGUCGUGCCUCCGCUUCCGCGCUGGACGCGGGAGCUCUUGAGGUUCGACCUUUCUUCAUUGCGCUCCUC
Molecule: messenger RNA, 3226 nt
Organism: Prorocentrum cordatum
Lineage: Eukaryota; Dinophyceae; Prorocentrales; Prorocentraceae
Source: the annotation of a GenBank genome assembly